AUGACAAUGAUAUUUUUGACGUCACAGUUGGAGAUAACUGAAUACGAUUCUAGCCUUCAACAUUCAUGUACUGACCAGGUCUGUCAUAAUGAUAUCGUAGUCGAUAAAGCUCCCGAUUUACACAAGGCGCUCCAAAGCAUUGAGUAUCCACAUCUACUUAGAUUGCGAAUGGAUGAAUUGAUCAAUAAAGUUCGAGCAAUGAAAACAAGAAGCUGCGGAAGUCGCGAAAUCCUGCUAUGUACAGAAGCAACAGAAGGAACGCUUCUGCAUCGGACUUCAAGCGUCCCCACCCCAAGCACUGUUGUGGGAUAUUACAUCAAAAAACUUAUGACUGGUUUCAAGGGUCAAGGUCGAAGCCCAAAGUGGACUCCCGUCUAUGACACGCUGUUUUGA
Messenger RNA from Opisthorchis viverrini, 393 nucleotides. RefSeq lists its product as hypothetical. The transcript has a single exon. The record is from RefSeq and is a predicted model, not a curated record. NCBI's taxonomy places the organism in Eukaryota, Metazoa, Platyhelminthes, Trematoda, Opisthorchiida, Opisthorchiidae. The coding region runs from base 1 to 393 and encodes 130 amino acids.